AUGGAAUGUAACUCGGGCAUUAUACAUACACUUCGAUUUCCUUUAACUAACAGAGAAGGUUUCGAUAGAUCAUCUGUUUUAAGCCUACUGGAAUCCCACCCAGAAACUCAAUCGUUUGCUAAAGAUUUAUCCGCUGCGCUUAAAAAUAAUUUGAGGAAUGUGAAUUCUGGAAAACGUUAUACUGUAAUUGUACCAAGUCGACAAAAAUGGGAGUCAUUACGUCAAAAGUAUUCAGGAGAACAGAUACAAAAGAUUGCAGCGAAUCACGUUUUCUUAGGUCAGCAUUGUUCUGGACAUUUAAUUCAGUCGCUUGAAAGUUAUAAAACCCUAUCUGGUGAAACACUUGAAUUUAUCUGUGAAACUGAUUCAUCGGGUAAAGAACGCCAUUAUAUACGAACUGUUUGUGGUGAAAAACGCGAGAUAACUACUUCGGAUUUAGCAGCUACAAAUGGAGUGGUACACAUUGUUGAAGAUGCAUUAAUUCCAUUUUCGGUUUUGAAAUUACAAGAAUUAAUUCAAAAUAAAGACUGUGCUGAGAAGUUAAAAGUCACAGAUUUUAUCAAUUUACUAAAAGAAUGUGAUUUAAAAAUUGAACCAGGACAAAAGUAUGCUGUGGUUCUGCCUCAAGAUAGUUCAUUCAAAUGGUGGUCAAAUUAUCCACAAUUUCAAGAUGAAUACAGGCGUUUUCAAGUUGAUAAAGAAUAUCGUUGUAAAGUCGCACGAUAUCAUAUAAUGAGGAGUAAUAAUCGUUUGAACAAUAUAGACAGUUUUGCCAGUCAUACUUUGGGUCAUCGUACAAAUAAUCCAAAUGAACCAUUAUAUGAAACGACAUAUUUUAAAAAAUCACCUUAUGGAUCACAGCUUCAUUUCCACUACUCUCCUAUCAAUAAUCUGGAAUCUUUUGAAAUGGGUGAUGUAACAGUCUAUAUUACGCCGAAAAUCAAUGUCCCACCUGAAUUAAACAUAACUGAUAUUUUAAGUACUCGACCAGAUACGACAAUCGCCAAGAAUCAGACAGAAGUAAUCAAGAUGGAUGAAAAACAUUUUAGUAAAAAUGCACCGAAAAAUUUAUACCUUGUAACAACUGACGAUGGAUGGAAAGAUCCUAAAUCUACUCCGACUACAAUCAAUCCAUAUCGAUCAGAAUUGAACACUUAUAAGGAUAAUAUUUUAGAAAAUGUAAGUUAUCAAUAA
This is a messenger RNA of Trichobilharzia regenti, 1194 nucleotides long. The record is from the annotation of a GenBank genome assembly. Lineage: Eukaryota; Metazoa; Platyhelminthes; Trematoda; Strigeidida; Schistosomatidae.